UCCAGCUUGGACUGAAUGUGCAGCCUUAAUAAAACUCACAAGGCUCCCAGAGAAAAUUGCAGUUAUACAGCAGCUUGUGCAGAGAGAAGGGACCAGGCUAUGCAUGUGCAGAGGGCUGGCUAAUCUCUAGACUGCAAAUGAGAGGAAACAAUAGAUUCUGCCUACCAUGCACUAAAUAUAUCUAUUGGAGCUGAAAAGAAGAUAUCAAAAGGUUAAAAUAAAAUUGUGCAACUGAAUCCAACUGCCUGCAACAUACAUAGUUUCCCAACUUUAAAGCAGAAAUGGCAUCAACAUUUUUGCUAGCUUUUUGGGCAAGUUUGUUAUUUAACAACAUUAUGGGCAAUGUGCAAAGAAAAGGGACAGACAGCAAUGGAAGAAGAUUUAGCCGGAUUCAGCAUGGUCAGUGCACAUAUACUUUUAUUCUGCCUGAGCAAGAUGGGAACUGUCGAGAAAGUACAACAGAGCAAUAUAACACCAAUGCUUUGCAAAGGGAUGCUCCACAAAUGGAUCAAGAUUUUUCUUCCCAGAAACUGCAACAUCUGGAACAUGUGAUGGAAAAUUACACUCAGUGGUUGCAAAAACUGGAGAACUACAUUAUCGAUAAUAUGAAAUCGGAGAUGGUGCAGAUGCAACAAAAUGCAGUUCAAAAUCAUACGGCCACAAUGUUGGAAAUUGGAACCAGUCUACUCAGUCAAACCGCAGAACAGACAAGGAAACUAACAGAUGUAGAAACACAGGUGCUUAAUCAAACUUCGAGGCUUGAAAUUCAGCUGCUGGAAAACUCCUUAUCUACUUACAAACUUGAGAAACAGUUAAUCCAGCAAACUCAUGAAAUUAUAAAAAUACAUGAAAAAAACAGUCUUCUUGAGAACAAAAUCAUAGAAAUAGAAGACAGACAUAAAGAUGAGCUUGAAACUAUAAAAACUGAAAAAGAAUCAUUACAAGGACUUGUCUCCCGGCAAACGCACAUAAUACAAGAGCUGGAGAAACAACUUAACAGGGCGACUAAUAAUAACAGCAUUCUGCAGAAACAGCAACUCGAGCUUAUGGAUACAGUACAUAAUCUGGUUAAACUGUGCUCAAAAGAAGGAGUGAUAUUAAAGAAUACAAAAAGAGAGGAAGAAAAACCAUUCAGAGACUGUGCAGAUCUUUAUCAUGCUGGAUUUAAUAAAAGUGGCGUCUACACCAUAUAUAUUAAUAAUGUAUCUGAACCAAAAAAGGUUUAUUGCAAUAUGGAAACAGCAGGUGGAGGGUGGACCACAAUUCAACAUAGAGAAGAUGGAACUGUGGAUUUUCAGCGAGGUUGGAAAGAUUACAAAAUGGGUUUUGGCAGCCCAUCUGGUGAAUUUUGGCUUGGGAACGAGUUUAUCUUUGCAAUAACCAGCCAAAGACAGUACUCACUGAGAAUUGAGUUAACGGAUUGGGAAGGCAAUCAUGCACAUUCACAGUAUGACAGAUUUCACAUAGGGAAUGAGAAGCAGAAUUACAGGUUGUACUUAAAAGGCCAUAGCGGAACAGCAGGAAAACAGAGUAGUCUAGUCUUGCAUGGGGCCGAUUUCAGUACGAAAGAUGCAGACAAUGACAACUGUAUGUGCAAAUGUGCUCUCAUGCUUACAGGAGGUUGGUGGUUUGAUGCUUGCGGCCCUUCAAAUCUUAAUGGGAUGUACUAUAAUGCAGGACAAAAUCAUGGAAAACUGAAUGGAAUAAAAUGGCAUUAUUUCAAGGGUCCAAGUUAUUCCUUACGAGCAACAUCUAUGAUGAUUCGGCCAUUGGACUUUUAAUUCAAUAUCAAAACAAUGGAAUACUGUUAAUUUUUAAUAACUCUAUUUCAAUCAGCCAAUUAUGGGACUUUACAAAAAUGUGUUAAAAUGCCCCUUUUACAUGGUUGACUGAAUUUAAUACCAUGGUGGUUUAACUCAACUAACAAAAAUCAGUAUAGAUAAUGGAGAAAACCUUGGACAUUUUUAAUUUGGAUUGUUAUAUAUGAAUUUACUUUACGCGAUUGCAUGUGAUGCCCUUAAUUAAAAAGGCAAAAAUGACAUUGGAUAAGAGUGGGUCGAAGAUAUCAUCAAAUCAAUGGAUUCAGCAAUCAAGAACAAUGGAUGGAUAAAGCCCAUAAUGCAUUUAUAAAACACAAAAAACUGAAAAACCAUGACUAUGCGAUUGGAUUGGUCAUAUUUGAAUUGGUUACUCAUAAUCAAUAUGUGUUAAUAUAAGGAACUGACUCUCUUUUUUUUAAAUAAAUCAGCAACAAUUUUAUUGUAAAUAGUGAACUGCAAAGAUACAGUUUAUCAUUUUGGAAAAGUUACACAGCAUUUAAAACAAACAACGAUUUUUGCAUCUUAAAACCUUACUUUGGAGAAUAAACAAAAUUAUUUUUAUAUUGCUUCAAAUAUCUAUAUUCACUAUUGCUUAUUAAAAAUAUUAAAGAAC
Messenger RNA from Bombina bombina (fire-bellied toad), 2433 nucleotides. RefSeq names its product angiopoietin 1 (gene ANGPT1). The transcript has 9 exons. NCBI's taxonomy places the organism in Eukaryota, Metazoa, Chordata, Amphibia, Anura, Bombinatoridae. The coding region runs from base 282 to 1781 and encodes 499 amino acids. The record is from RefSeq and is a predicted model, not a curated record. Gene Ontology annotation, molecular function: receptor tyrosine kinase binding. Gene Ontology annotation, biological process: Tie signaling pathway; angiogenesis.